AUGGUAGAUAAAGAAAGUAACGGUGAACCUCAAGAUUUUACACAACCAUGGAAAUUUAGCGAUGUCGUUCUCGUGGUCGAAGGUGAAAAACUCCAUGUUCACCGAGCUGUGCUUGCCUUGUGCUCCCCCGUUUUCGAGACGAUGUUUACGUCCGAAUUUCAGGAAAAAGAGAAGAAAGAAAUUUCCCUUCCCGGCAAAAAGGCUAACGAAGUGAAGGAGUUGCUUCAGGUUAUUUACCCUACUGUAGAAAGGAAGCCACCCGAUGAAAUAAAAGAGGAAAAUUGCCACUACCUCUUAAGCCUCGCACAUGAAUAUCAAAUGGCAGCCAUUACUCAGAGAUGCGAAGACUUCAUUGUCAAAAUAAUGAAGGAAUCUUUUUCAGUGAAAAAGGAUCCGGAUAUCAUUGCAGAGCUGGUAUUUGCACAGACGUACAACUUAAAGAAGCUAAAGCAGGCAAGCAUUGAACUGGCUCAAAGUCUUGCUCUUCCAGAGUUGAAAAAGCAAAAAGGUUACGAUGAAAUCCAUUCAGAGAAUCUUCAGGAAAUUAUGGAAAGAAUGAUAACACGGCUACAGAGUCAAUUGACUGACACUCAGACUAAAUUAAGUGAAGCUAAGCGGUCUCUAUCUUAUUUCCAACUGCGAUAA
Molecule: messenger RNA, 645 nt
Organism: Porites evermanni
Lineage: Eukaryota; Metazoa; Cnidaria; Anthozoa; Scleractinia; Poritidae
Source: the annotation of a GenBank genome assembly